This is a messenger RNA of Daktulosphaira vitifoliae (grape phylloxera), 1111 nucleotides long. Its product is annotated as putative protein TPRXL. Bases 76 to 996 code for a protein of 306 amino acids. The record is from RefSeq and is a predicted model, not a curated record. The transcript is spliced from 4 exons. Lineage: Eukaryota; Metazoa; Arthropoda; Insecta; Hemiptera; Phylloxeridae.
UUAUUUGUGUCACAGUUUAAGUUUUAUUGAAGAUUAUUUUUUUUAUGAAACUUUUAAAAAGAACAAAUUAAUACAAUGAAUUUCCGAAUUUUAAUCAUUGCCACAGUGAUAAAUUUUUCUAUCGCUAGGCACAUGCAUGAUAGACAAAAUAAAAACAAUAAAACACCAUUGUAUUGUGGUUGUUCACCAAAACCAUCUAGUGAAUCAACUCCGUCUAGUGGAUCACCAGGCUCCUCUACACCACCAGGUUCAUCAACUCCAUCUAGUGGAUCACCGGGUUCAUCUACACCAUCUAGUUCAUCAACUCCAUCUAGUGGAUCACCAGGCUCCUCUACACCACCAGGUUCAUCAACUCCAUCUAGUGGAUCACCAGGCUCCUCUACACCACCAGGUUCAUCAACUCCAUCUAGUGGAUCACCAGGCUCCUCUACACCACCAGGUUCAUCAACUCCAUCUAGUGGAUCACCAGGCUCCUCUACACCACCAGGUUCAUCAACUCCAUCUAGUGGAUCACCAGGCUCCUCUACACCACCAGGUUCAUCAACUCCAUCUAGUGGAUCACCAGGCUCCUCUACACCACCAGGUUCAUCAACUCCAUCUAGUGGAUCACCAGGCUCCUCUACACCACCAGGUUCAUCAACUCCAUCUAGUGGAUCACCAGGCUCCUCUACACCACCAGGUUCAUCAACUCCGUCUAGUGGAUCACCAGGCUCCUCUACACCACCAGGUUCAUCAACUCCAUCUAGUGAAUCACCAGGCUCCUCUACACCACCAGGUUCAUCAACUCCAUCUAGUGGAUCACCUGGAUCAUCCACACCACCAGGUUCAUCAACUCCAUCUAGUGGAUCACCUGGAUCAUCCACACCACCAGGUUCAUCAACUCCAUCUAGUGGAACAUCUAGUUCUUCAACUGUUUCGGGAGGAAUACAUUCACAUGGUGGAUUAUGUCAUCCUAAAAAAUGUUGUAGCGAAAAUAUUUAUAUUAACAAUUAUUAAAAUAGUUAAUAUAUCAAUUAUAAUAAAAUGUAUUUGAUUAUAAUCAAAUACAUUUUUCAUUUUAUACGAAUUAAUUGACCGUAUAACAUGAAAUUUUACAAUAUACCUUUUUUAG